UGGCUCCUUCUUUCUUACUCCCAUCUUAGUUUGCACAGGGACUGAUAUGAAGGUACUGCAUCCCUCCAGCCCAGAAAACCACUAUGCCACCCUCAGUCGCCUCUACCAGGACUGCCAGGUGGUGCAAGGCAACCUGGAGAUUACCUACUUGGGAGCAGAUGCUGACAUGUCUUUCCUCAAGGACAUUACAGAGGUCCAAGGCUACGUGCUGAUUGCGCAGAACCAAGUGAGCCACCUGCAUCUGGAGAACCUGCGGAUCAUCCGGGGCACCCAGCUCUAUGAAGACAAAUACGCACUGGCUGUCCUUUUCAACACCAGUCCCAAUGAGACAGCGGGACUGAUGGAGCUGGGCAUGAGGCAUCUGACUGAGAUCCUGAAGGGCGGGGUGAUCAUUCAGGGGAACCCUCAGCUGUGCUUCCAGGAGACCAUCCUGUGGAAUGACAUCUUCCAUAAGUCAAACGACUUCCGCCAGAACCAGAUAAUUGACAGCCAGCGGAACAGGACAUGCGCUGACUGCCAGAGCUUCUGCCCUGGAGAGCACUGCUGGGGAGCCAGCACUCAAGACUGCCAGACACUGACCAACACUAUUUGCCAUGGGUGUCCCAGGUGCAAGGGCAACAAGCCAACAGACUGCUGUCAUGAGCAGUGUGCAGCAGGCUGCACCGGGCCCAGGCACUCGGACUGCCUGGCCUGCUUGAACUUCAAUGGGAGUGACACCUGCCAGCUUCAUUGUCCCCCACUUGUCAUCUACAACUCAGACACCUUUGAAUCGGUGAAUAACCCAGAUGCACGUUACACCUUUGGAGCCAGCUGUGUCAAAAAGUGCCCCUAUAACUACCUUGCAACUGAAGUUGGCUCCUGCACGCUGGUGUGUCCCCAGAACAGCCAUGAGGUGACUGUGGACAAUGUGCAGAAGUGUGAGAAGUGCAGCAAGCCCUGCCCAGAAGCCUGCUAUGGGCUGGGUGUGGACUUCCUGAAGGGUGUCCGGGCAGUCAACUCCUCCAACAUCCACCACUUCACCGGUUGUACCAAGAUCUUUGGGAGCCUGGCCUUCCUGCCUGAGACCUUCGCAGGGGAUCCCAGCACCAAGACGGCACCCCUGGAUCCAGAGCAGCUGAAGAUCUUUGAGAACCUGGAGGAGCUGACAGGCUUCCUAUACAUCGAGUCCUGGCCAGAGACCCUGCCAGACCUGAGUGUCUUCCAGAACCUCCGGGUCAUCCGUGGACGGGUGCUCCACAAUGGUGCCUACUCCCUGAUGCUGCAGAACCUCUCCAUCGUCUCACUGGGCCUGCGCUCCCUGCAGGAGAUCAGCGGUGGGAUGGUGCUGGUUCACCAGAACCCCAACCUCUGCUUCCUCCAGAAGGUGCCUUGGAAAGCCAUCUUCAGGAACCCGCGCCAGGACCUUUUCCAGACCCACAACAAGCCCACAGAUCAGUGUGAGAAAGAGGGGUUGGUGUGCUACUACCUCUGUGCCCAGGGGCUCUGCUGGGGCCCGGGGCCAACGCAGUGCAUCAGCUGUGAGCGGUUUCUGCGUGGGCAGGAGUGUGUGGAGUCCUGCAACAUCCUGGAUGGGGCUGUCCGGGAACAUGCCAACGGGACCCGUUGCCUACCCUGUCACCCUGAGUGUCUACCCCAGAAUGGCACAGAAACUUGCCAUGGAUCGGAGGCAAACGAGUGUGUGGCCUGCGCCCAUUACAAAGAUGACCAGUACUGCGUGGAUAAGUGCCCAAGUGGGGUGAAAGCUGAUUCCUUUGUGCCUAUCUGGAAAUACCCAGACAAAGAUGGCAUCUGCCAGCUGUGCCAAACCAACUGCACCCACUUGUGCACAAUCCGGGACGAGGAUGGUUGCCCUGUGGAUCAGAAGCCAAGCCAGGUGACAUCCAUCAUUGCCAGCGUGGUUGGUGCCCUCCUGGCUUUGGUGCUUGUCCUCCUCACCAUAGUGUGCAUCAAGAGAAAGAGGCAGCAGGAGAGGAAGCACACGAUGCGGCGCCUCCUGCAGGAGACCGAGCUGGUGGAACCACUGACCCCCAGCGGGGCUCUUCCCAACCAGGCCCAGAUGCGGAUCCUCAAGGAGACUGAGCUCAAAAAAGUGAAAGUUUUGGGCUCUGGAGCCUUUGGCACUGUCUACAAGGGCAUCUGGAUCCCAGAUGGCGAGAGCAUCAAGAUCCCUGUGGCCAUCAAGGUCUUGAGAGAGAACACAUCGCCCAAGGCCAACAAGGAGAUCCUAGAUGAGGCCUAUGUGAUGGCAGGUGUAGGCAGCCCCUAUGUCUCCCGCCUGUUGGGCAUCUGCCUCACCUCCACAGUGCAGCUGGUCACCCAGCUCAUGCCUUAUGGCUGCCUCCUGGACUAUGUGCGUGAGAAUAAAGACCGCAUUGGCUCCCAAGACCUGCUCAACUGGUGUGUGCAGAUAGCAAAGGGCAUGAGCUACCUGGAGGAUGUGCGGCUGGUGCACCGUGACCUGGCUGCUCGCAAUGUCCUGGUGAAAAGCCCCAAUCACGUGAAAAUCACAGACUUUGGCCUGGCCCGGCUGCUGGACAUCGAUGAGACAGAGUACCAUGCGGAUGGGGGCAAGGUCCCCAUCAAGUGGAUGGCUCUGGAGUCCAUCCUACGCCGGAAGUUCACACACCAGAGUGAUGUCUGGAGCUAUGGCGUGACGGUUUGGGAGCUGAUGACCUUUGGUGCCAAGCCAUAUGAUGGAAUCCCUGCUCGUGAGAUCCCCGACCUCCUGGAGAAGGGGGAGAGGCUGCCACAGCCUCCCAUCUGCACCAUCGAUGUCUAUAUGAUCAUGGUGAAAUGCUGGAUGAUUGACUCUGAGUGUCGCCCCAAGUUCCGGGAGCUGGUCUCAGAGUUCUCUCGCAUGGCACGAGACCCGCCACGCUUUGUGGUCAUCCAGAACGAAGACAAGAUGGGACUGGCUAGUCCCAUAGCCAGCACCUUCUACCGCACCCUCCUGGAAGAGGAGGACAUGCAGGAUUUGGUGGACGCUGAGGAGUACCUGGUGCCUCACCAGGGCUUCUUCAAUGGGGAGACCUCAACCAACUACCGCAGCAGGAUCUCUUCCACCAGGAGCACCGCAGAGACCCAGGUGGACGCAGAGGAGACUGAGGAACCAUGUCCAUACCCCUACCCAGGCCAGGCUCUCCCUGAGCAGUCAGAAGGGCCUGCUCCUGAUUCGAUGGAUGGGGACUAUGCCUCAAACAAAGCCCUGCAGAGCCUGCCUGCACGAGAGAUGAGCACCCUCCAGCGGUACAGUGAGGAUCCCACCGGCAUUUCAAGUGAUGAAAACAAGGGGUUGGAAGCCGACAGCUACGUUACGCCGACUUCCCACAGUGUGGCUCCAGAAUAUGUGAACCAGAUGGAGAAAUGCCUCUCACCUACCAAACACCCAAGGUCCCAGGUAUCCACACUGGAGAAGCCAAAGGGCCAUUUGGGAAAGAAUGGGCUGAUCAAGGAACCAAAGAACCCCUUCCAGGGCAGCUUUGCCAACGCAGUGGAGAACCCAGAGUACCUAGCCCCCCACAGCCUCCCCUUGGCCCCUGCAUUCACACAGGCCUUUGACAACCCUUACUACUGGAACCAGGACCCUUCCAAAGCCAACCUUACUGAGCUGAGCUCCGCAAUGAACAGCUUUGCCCCAACACCAACGGCUGAGAACCCUGAGUACCUUGGCCUCACCGAGCCCAUCACACGGCCCAAGGACACAUUGGCUUAAUGGCCACAGCUGGUUAAUAGUCAGCAGAAAAAGCUCUUGUAGCCAACGUAUCAUUGUAUGAACAGUUCCGGCUGAUCUAUACACAGGACUCCAGCGAUGAAUGCACCCAUGAAGAACAGCACCAUGGCCCCUUAACUAAUCACCCAAAAGUACCUCUUAAGUCUCCUUAAAAUGAGAUGUGGCUGGAGAUGAACUGGAAGGACCUGAAAGGGCUGUUGAUUCAUCUCUAACACAACAAGCACCUGGCGGCAGGCUCAGUGCUACUUGCAACAAGUCUGCUUUCACUUUUUUAUGCAACCAGAGUCCUUUUGGCAGAUACCUUAACGUUUUGGACAAGGUGGGGCCAUAUCCCCAUCCCCCCUUCUCCAUGCAGGAAUGCGCCAGACUGCUUCAUUUUCAUGGGCAACUUAGCUUGGAAAUACCCACAGCCAAGACAACAGUGGGGUUUGAAACACAAGGGUCUCAAUCAGAGCAAUCCUGAUUGGACAAAAUGCAAUGUGGAACCCUAUAGGAACAGCAACCCACUUGCCUCUUCUCAAGAGGAAAGGAAAGGGAGGGAAAACGUCCUUUAACUCACCUUGGGCACCAAUAAGGUCGAUGGUUACUCUUGCGGUCUGAACAGUAGUUCAUGUUUUGUUUUGGUUUUACACACCUAUGGAAAAAGCUUUAAGGGACUUGGUAUAGAAAGAAUGGGUGAGGGCAAGCUGAAACAAGGAGCACCUCUUCCCUGCCCCUCAACACCUCAGAACCCCAGCCUACAGAACUAGGGUCAAGCGUGCCCUGUGUACUCUAGCUUGGAGCAUUUUCUCUCUCUCAUCAAACCAUCAAGAACAGCUAAGGAGGUGUUCGCAGUCUAAACCACUACUCCUACAGGUUCCUACCAGGGACAGCACUGCUCAGCUAUCAAAUUCAGCACCCAUUCUGGAGAACAGGGUGGAAGUCAGAGGUAGCCAUGCUCUCUUGUUGUGGGGAAAACCUUAUCAAUGACCCAUGCAGCUGGGAAGCCUUCUUCCGUGAAAACUUUAUAAAAUGGGGGAGGAGUUGGGCAUGGGUGUUGGUUUGCUCUGAUUCUCGCAUUGAGAGUGCAACAUUAAACUUGUCGCACUUGCCUUGACUUUCCAUUAAGCCAAUGGACUAAAAGCCAGGAAGGCCUCUAGCUUUUCCUGCAGUGGCACUGUUUCCACAUGAAUGUGAUGGUUUCCUUCACUACUGUACCUGCAGUAUUUAUUUUUUUAAAUCAUCUGUCCCCAAUUUCCCCUCCAGAUUUUUCAUGAGGACUACAGAUCACAUAAAUGCAAAAUUAAUCCAUCUGCUCCCCGAAACUGGUCUGUCUCCUGACCCAACAAAAACCCUUUCCCAUUAGAAAGCCAUUCUGUCUGCAUAUGACAACCACUCAGAUCUUCCACACGGUUGCCACUAAAUUCAGACCUUUGCUAACUUGCAUGUCUGGGUAAGAUUUUCUCCUACAGAAGGUCAGGUGGAACUUGGGUUAAAACAGAGUUGUCUAACCUGCAGCCCAAGAGGGGUUAAUUUACCAUCCGCAGGCUCCCACUUCCAAACUCCAGCGGAGUCUGCUGGCUCCCCAAUCUUCUGCCUGCUCAGAAAUUGGACUGCCUUCUGUUAACAUAUCCCCUAUGUCUGUUUUGAACAAAUGUUAGUAUUGUACAUUUUAGGUGACUGCUGGAUUAUUUUAAAUCAAUUGUAUCAAAACUAUUUGUAUAUUUGAGAAUUGUACAUUGUUUUUCUACUCUA
Molecule: messenger RNA, 5464 nt
Organism: Gavialis gangeticus (Gharial)
Lineage: Eukaryota; Metazoa; Chordata; Crocodylia; Gavialidae
Gene: ERBB2
Product: erb-b2 receptor tyrosine kinase 2
Exons: 26
Coding region: 47-3712 (1221 amino acids)
Biological process (GO): positive regulation of MAPK cascade; positive regulation of kinase activity; positive regulation of cell population proliferation
Cellular component (GO): signaling receptor complex; basal plasma membrane
Molecular function (GO): transmembrane receptor protein tyrosine kinase activity; ATP binding
Source: RefSeq, a predicted model, not a curated record